Tinamus guttatus (white-throated tinamou) is the source of this 2043-nucleotide messenger RNA. The record is from RefSeq and is a predicted model, not a curated record. NCBI's taxonomy places the organism in Eukaryota, Metazoa, Chordata, Aves, Tinamiformes, Tinamidae.
AUGCCGUGGCCCAGAAACAUCUUCAGUGUCAUCAGGGAGAUGGCGGAGAAGAAGCGGUUGUCUGAGGAAGGUGCGAGUUUGCUGCAGGCACAGUUUUCAGAUUUGCCCCGUGAGCCACAGAACUGGAGGCACAUGACAGAAUACUCGCUGGAAAUGAAACAAUUUGCUUGCAUUCUCCACCUCUACCACAAUAAGGCCUAUGACUACCUACGGAAGAUUUUCCCCCUGCCUCAUCCUUCCAGCCUGACAAACUGGCUGUCUAAUAGCGGUGCCGCUCCAGGCUUCAGCAGCGACAUUUUUAUUCGCCUCCAGGAAAAAGCAGAGAAGGGGGACCAGCCCUACCGUUACUGUGCCCUGCUGGUGCAGGACAUGGCCCUCCAGAGGCAGCAGCAAUGGGAUGCCCAGAGCCAGUGUCUUGCGGGCUUUGUUGACGUAGGGGCGGGUGUCCUGGACGCCGACGAAGCCCCGCUGGCCUCGGACGUGAUAAUCCUCAUGGCGGUCGGCAUCAUGAGUCCCUGGAGGGCUCCUCUUGGCUACUUCUUUGUGCACAGCGUGAGCGGCCACCUCCUUGCCCAGCUGCUCCGACAGGCCAUCAGUAAGCUGAACAACAUCGGUGUGGCGGUGCUGUCUGUGACAGCGGGUGCCACCGCACGCGGGGCUGAGACAGCCAGGGCUCUGGGCAUCCACAUUGACCCUGAGAGGCUCCAGUGCACUUUCCAGCACCCGCCUGGCUCUGCUCACUACAUCACCUACUUCUUUGACAUGUGCCAUGUGCUGCAGCUGAUCAGGAACGCGCUGCAGUGCUUCCAGAAGAUCCAAUGGCCUGGAGAAGCAGCAAAGUGGCAGUAUGUGGUGGAGCUUGCAGCCCUGCAAGAGAAAAGAGUGUUAGAGCUGUGCAAUUCCAAUUCAGGCUGUCCUGGAAAUGAUCAAUGUUGCUAUUUGAAAGUCAACCUCGCUACUCAGCUGUUCAGUGAGGGUGUUGCCGAUGCCCUGGAGCAUCUCCAGAAUCUGGGCCUGGCCUCAUUCCAGAACUGCAGCGGUACUGUCAAGUUUGUGCGUUUGAUGAGCCAUCUGUGCGAUGUAUUCCAGGGCAGAAGCUCCUCUGCCAGAGGAAGAAAAGGGCCUUUGCUCGUUGGAAAUUACAGCAAAAUCAGGCGUCUCUUCAGUGAGGCCAGGAGCUUUUUGCUCACCUUAACAGACUCCAUGGGUAGGUGUGCUGUAAAAAGCAAACGCAAAUUGGGAUUUCUGAGUUUGUUGCUCAACACCGAAAGCCUCACAUGGCUUUACACCAAUUACAUGCUGCCGGAAGGGCUGCCUUUGCACUGCCUCCUGCCGCACGCCUUCAGCCUCGAGCAGCUUGAGCUGUUUCUCCGUGCUCUCCGGCAGGCUUGCCCUGGCCACGGCCAUCCCACUUGUGCUGCAUUCCAGGCAGCUUACGGCAAGCUGCUGGCCAGCUGCAGCUUGGCACCGGGACCACACAGCAGGGGCUUUGGAGACGCGAACCCCUUGGAUUUAUCCACCUUCUGUGGGACAGACCUAACCCUGCGCAAGGUCCGUUCUCAGUACGAUCCCGCUCCUGGGGGGACUGUGGCAAUGGAGGAUUCCUUCAGUGCCGGCCUCUUCGUGUGCGACUCAGUCCUGAGCGAUGCCCUGACAGACCCAUCCCUACAUGAGCAGAGUGUCGCCCGCGCCGCGGGAGUUGUGGCUGAACGAGCGGCCUCUGAUCUGCAAUGCGAUGCUUGUGUUGCUUCUCUUUUUGAGUCAGAGGCGAGCACGCUAAGGAGUGGGGCAGUGCUCUACAUAAAAAAGUCAGGUGGGGUGAGCCUGCCCUCUGCAAGUGUGCACCACAUCACGAGUGUUUCUGAACGAGUCCUGAGGACGUACGCCCUAGGGCGAGGUAGCCGCAAGAACUCCGAGCUCUGGAAUUUGUUUAUCCAACAGAAAAUUUUCUGUGAGCUUCUGGGACAGAGGCCUCUCUUUCCCACACUCACUGACCAUUUCUUUGACAGGCAGUCAAGUCUCGACAAUCACUACGUGAUCUUG